This is a messenger RNA of Alternaria infectoria, 1131 nucleotides long. RefSeq lists its product as uncharacterized. The coding region runs from base 1 to 1131 and encodes 376 amino acids. The record is from RefSeq and is a predicted model, not a curated record. NCBI's taxonomy places the organism in Eukaryota, Fungi, Ascomycota, Dothideomycetes, Pleosporales, Pleosporaceae. The transcript is spliced from 3 exons. Gene Ontology annotation, cellular component: cytoplasm. Gene Ontology annotation, molecular function: 2-oxoglutarate-dependent dioxygenase activity.
AUGCCUUCAGUCAAGCGCAGUCGUAUGGAAGACGUUCAUGAAGACGGAGAUGCAAAUAUCAUUGGCGGUCACCCCAGCGCCCGAUCGAGACUGUUGGAGCCCUUGGUCUAUUCCGGAUCCUUGGACAGCUUCAGACAGCAAGACUUGACCCCAGUCAUUGGAAGAGAGUUCGAAGGUCUUCAAGUGACUGACCUGCUUCGAUGGGGCGAUGCUAUGAUCAAAGAUCUGGCAAUAACGGUCUCACAACGUGGCGUCGUCUUUCUGCGGGAUCAAGAUGUUACGCCAACUCAGAUGAAAGACCUGAUGUUGCGGAUCACCGAGUUGUCAGGCUGUCCUUCGUCCUCUAGUUUACACGUACAUCCUCUUACCGAGGAGGGAUCUGAGCUCGGCGACCAGAUCUCUGUCAUAAGUAGCGAAAAGCAAAAGAAAGGUGGCGGUCUCACUCACCAGCUCUCGGACGUAUCUCGCCUUGCAUCUGCGGGCUGGCAUAGCGACAUCACAUUUGAGCCAGUCCCAUCGGACUAUGCGAUGUUGAAAAUCCACACCUUACCCGCAACGGGCGGUGAUACGCUCUGGGCUUCCGGCUACGAAAUCUACGACCGUCUCUCUCCUGCCAUGCGGUCGUUUUUGGAGGGCCUGACUGCGACGCAUGAUGCGAAGUUCUUCCUGGAUGAGGCAGCGCGAUUAGGAAACCCACUCCGGAAGGAUGUGAGAGGAAAUCCAUUGAACCAAGGUGAUGUCCUCACAGCCACACAUCCGGUCAUUCGCACGAACCGUAAGUUUGACGUUGCUCUUGCGCUGCAGUCGCUGACUUAUCGUGCAGCCGUAACCGGCUGGAAAUCAGUAUACGUGAAUAAAGGAUUCACGAAACGCAUCAAUGGCGUCACGAAGGACGAAUCCGAUCUCAUCUUACCGUACUUGUUCAACCUUGUGACGCAAAACCACGAUGCGCAGGUACGGUUCAAGUGGCGGCCGAACGAUCUGGCUAUCUGGGACAAUCGAAGUACGUGGCAUUGCGCAACGUACGAUUACGAAGAGGCCAGAGCGGGUGAUCGUGUCUGCAGCUUGGGCGAAGCACCGUAUCUGGAUUUGGGGAGUCAGGGGAGAAGGGAGGCUUUGGGUCUGAGAUAG